This is a messenger RNA of Pelmatolapia mariae (spotted tilapia), 3080 nucleotides long. RefSeq names its product P2Y purinoceptor 1-like. Lineage: Eukaryota; Metazoa; Chordata; Actinopteri; Cichliformes; Cichlidae. The transcript has a single exon. Gene Ontology annotation, cellular component: membrane. The coding region runs from base 72 to 1121 and encodes 349 amino acids. Gene Ontology annotation, biological process: G protein-coupled receptor signaling pathway. Gene Ontology annotation, molecular function: neuropeptide receptor activity. The record is from RefSeq and is a predicted model, not a curated record.
CUGAGCGAGCCGAUCACUGACUCCUGUUGUGUUUUUUGUAGGAGAUUUUAUAUGACAAAGGUUUUACAUCAAUGCGAGAGAUGUCUGUAAACAACACAAAAGGACCUUGUGAGGGCAACCUAAUCAAUCUAAAUUUUACGCACAGCUUUUUGCCGCCCGUCUUUAUCACCGUGUUCAUUGUCGGGACGGUGUCCAAUAUCUGUGGACUGAGAAGCGUAUGUGUGAGCUGGAAGAAAAACGGAAACAUCAACAUCUUCAUGUUCAAUCUCGGGGUGGCGGACCUGCUGUAUCUGUUUAACCUGCCGUUCCUCGUCAACUAUUACGCGCGUGAGAGCGACUGGCAGUUCGGCCAGCCUUUCUGCAAGGUGACGCGCUUCUGCUUCAACCUCAACCUUUAUGGCAGCAUCGGCUUCCUUACCUGCAUAAGCAUCUAUAGGUACCUGGGCAUUGUGCACCCGAUGAAAGUGAUGGGGAAAAUCACCAGUCGCCACUCUCUGGCCAUAAGCGCUCUGGUCUGGGUUUUGGUCAUUAUACAAAUUACUCCUGAUAUAUUCUUUGACAAGAAUGAUGACAAAAAACCAAACUCGUGUUUUGACACCACCUCAACCAACCUGACCAGAUACUACCUGCCAUACAGCAUCAGCUGGACGGUCACCGGGUUUGUCCUGCCUUUGGUCAUCAUUUUGGGCUGUUAUGGACACAUAGUGGUGGUUCUGGCAAAGAACGCCAAUGUCAACCCACUGCUGAAGCAGCGGUGUUUGAAACUGGUUGUGAUUCUGGUCAUACUUUUCUCCGUCUGUUUCAUUCCCUACCAUAUAUUUCGAAAUUUAAAUCUCACUACCAGGAUUUUGAAACAAGAUGGGCUUUGUCACCACCUCUUCGACGACAUCUACAUUGCACACCAGGUCGGCAGAUUCCUGGCUUGUCUAAACAGCGCGAUAAACCCGCUGAUUUAUAUAGUAGGAAAUGAUGAUUUCCUGACAAAGUUUCAAGACUUCAGUAAUCGGACCAGGAUGUCUCUUGCCGGACUUAAGAGUGCAAUUAUUUACCGCAAACCCAUAGAAGCGGACGUGGAUUUACCCGCAGACAUGUGCACCAGCUUCGACAAGAGGAGUGGAUAGGACGCAGAAUCAGUUUAAGCGAGUUGCUCUUUCUUGUCUGUACAUGUCACGCACUGCCAGCACUUCCACAGAUCCGUGAACAAAGUACGUGACUGCGACUGAUGAUUGUGCUUAAGGGAGGACUGGCGAGGGGUAGGUCACUGAGGUGUCAGUGCACAGAGAAAGUCAAAUGUCCGGAUGGUUCCCUGGAUGUUACUAAAAAGACUUAAAGCUGAAGCUCCAGCUCAUAUAGCUCUAUUUUUUAACUGUUCCAAGUGUUAAGCAUUGUAACAACUUAUAUAUUUUUAUUUUCUGCAUAUUUAUUUCGCCUCAAAUUUUUCUUCUGUACAGUGCAGCAGAAAGUAUAGGUAUGCUGUUGACACUUAUUUGUGUUAUGUGCUACACUGCCCCACCUUUGGACUGUUAGAUGAAGCUUUGUUAUACUUCACCAUGAGUUGUAUUUUUCACCUCAACACUUGUUAUGUAACCGACUGAGACUCAAACCACAAAAGGGAUUUUAACAGCACUUGUUUUAGGAGUCUGGCACAGCCUAGUUACUGCCGUUUGUUUAGAGAAAACAGACAUAAAAUACAACAGCUACGUAUGAAACUGGAGUGGACAGUCUGAAGUAGAAAUACCACUAAAACUUUUCAAGUGCUCUCUUAUUUUUUUUUUUUCUUCUUCUUCUUCUUCUUCUUCUUCUUCUUCUUCUAACCUAAAUAAAAAAAAAAGUAAUAUCAUCAAAUGUAUCCGCGUGUCACAAAGGUGAAAUAAUCUAAUUAUAUUUCAUACAGAUGGGUAGCAAAGGCGAUGCACAUUAUGCGGAACCCUCACGCGGUUCCAUUGAAGUAUGCGUAUCAAACAUGUAUGAGAAUAAAAGUUGCUCUUAGGUUUCAGUCUGGUCCACCGUGUUGCUUUGCAAAAUGUGAAAAUCACAGCGAAGAAUUAAUAACGAAUAUACUGCCAUCUCUGCUAUGGGGAAACCACCAUUACACAGGAAUAGGAAUACAGUCAAAUAUAGGCUACAGUCAAGUAUUUUUAUACUGGAAAACACGAAACUGACUGGUUAUUACAUUUAUAAAAGUCUAACUUGUAGACACAGAGUACGCACUUGGAGCAAAUGAGGUUGCCUGUUUGCAGUAAGCUCGCUUUCAGUCUUUGCUUAAUUUUACUAUUUGUACACUAACCACAAUUAGUAACCCUGGGUCUCCUGUUUGCAGUGCUGCUUUGCCUAUCCAUCUGUUUUAGCCAAUGCUGUAGGAAUGGUAUUGAAGAUGGUUGCCAUAAAAAUUGAGGCUACAGAUCCAGUGUAGCUUCUUUCUUUAGGAAAAAUAUCUGUAUCAAUAAAUUAUUACUAACCUAAUGAAAGAUGGGAUAGUAAUUUAAAGUGAGUGAGGAUAUUGUGUGCAUUUACAGUUUUGAUAACCACAGUGGUGAUACACACUAUCUCUGACUGGAGUUUUAGAUUUUGUGAAGUUAGCUAGGACAAAGACAGCCUGGCUCUGCCGAGGAUCUCUGAGAAAGUGAAAUGUAUUGUAAAAAGGAGCUCUUUCAAACAUUAUCAGAUCAUGCUGGACUCCAUGGACUCCAUGUGUCAGGUUGAAGUCCAUGAAUCUUGAGUCAUCUUGAGUGCUGUUGUCAUCAAAGCAUUAGAAGGAAAAUGAAAUGGGUUACAGGUACACUCUUUAGGUAUACUAUUUUUAUAGUAUACCCUCAAACAGUGCUUCAUACACUUUAGGAAGUUUAUCGCAUGGAAAUUUCACUGAGAAGGCCCAAGUUGGAGAAAGGGCCCAGCCAGGAACCUGUUUGCUGUGAGGUGACAGCACUAACCACUGCAACACCCUGACAUUUUUAACAUAUUCAGCUAAUAGUGUUCAAAUUUGUAUAAUUUGGCAGGAAAGUUUGUAUUAAACAUAAAUUACAUUUAUCCAGUGGUCUCAAUGUAUUUUUGAUGUCCUUCAGUAAAUACCUGUUUCUGAA